Durio zibethinus is the source of this 2086-nucleotide messenger RNA. Its product is annotated as putative WRKY transcription factor 33. Gene Ontology annotation, molecular function: sequence-specific DNA binding; DNA-binding transcription factor activity. The record is from RefSeq and is a predicted model, not a curated record. Gene Ontology annotation, biological process: regulation of DNA-templated transcription. Lineage: Eukaryota; Viridiplantae; Streptophyta; Magnoliopsida; Malvales; Malvaceae.
AUAGGCCACCAAUACCAUGAAUAACCAUCUAAUUUUCCACCCACACCUGUCUUCUUCCUCCUUCGCUCUCCCUUUUUAUGGCUUCUUCCCAAUCGGGAUCCAACACUUCUAUAAAUUUUGAGGCAGCCUUGUCUUUCUCAAGCUCAAACCCCCUCCCCAUGGCUGCUUCCUCUUCUUUUAUGAACAUGGACAACAUCCAAGGCAGAAGAAGCGCGUCAAUUCCCAGUUGGGGACUUUCUGACCACCCAACUGAAACUGAUGAUAAAUUUGGCAUUGAAAUUCCAAAACUCAAGUCACUUGCUCCCUCUUCGCUACCCAUAUCUCCAACUCCUGUUUCUCCUUCUUCUUACUUCGCUACAACUCCACUUGCUGCUUUUAGCUCUAAUGAUUUCCUGGACUCACCUGUUCUUUUCUCCACUUCUAGUAUUUUCCCUUCGCCGACUACGGGGGCUUUUGCUGGUCAAACCUUAAACUGGAGUUGUAGUAAUUCUAAUGACAAUCAACAAGUAAACAAGGGGGAACCCAACAACUUCUUUGACUUCUCCUUUCAACCGCAGCCAAGGCCUUCCACAACUUCAUCAUCAUCCACCAUUCAAUCUUCUUCCAACAUUGUUUCGGUGGAACAAUUGACAUGGAAUUUCAGCGAGCCCAUGAAGCAACCUGAUUUGACCUUAGAGAAGGUUGGUGGAGUAAAAUCAGAAUUUGCGCCGAUGCAGAACUUCUCCACGGAAAUGGCCCCAUUGCAAACAAAUCUGCAAAGCAAUACCGUUUCCCAGCCAGCUGGUUAUAACCAAUACAAUCAAUCGUCUCAGUUUAUCAGGGAGAGCGGAAAGGUGGAAGAUGGAUAUAAUUGGAGAAAAUACGGGCAAAAACAAGUGAAAGGAAGUGAAAACCCACGCAGUUAUUACAAGUGCACAUAUCCUAACUGCCCCACAAAGAAAAAGGUGGAGAGAUCUUUGGAUGGACAAAUAACUGAAAUAGUUUAUAAAGGAAGCCACAACCAUCCCAAGCCUCAAUCUACAAGAAGGUCAUCAUCUCAUACUGCAUGCACCAACUCAGAGAUAUCUGAUCAAUCUGUAGGCACAUUAGGCACCGAACAAACAGACUCCUUUUUAAUGCAAGAGGAUAAUUCAGGUUCCCUGGCGGAGGAUGACUUUGACCAAGCUUCACCAAUAAGUAAUCCAGGUGGCGAUGACAAUGAAAAUGAACCUGAUGCCAAAAGAUGGAAAGGUGAAAAUGAGGAUGAGGUUAUCAUAGGUUCUGGUAGCAGAACCGUAAGAGAGCCUAGAAUAGUGGUGCAAACAACAAGUGAUAUCGACAUUCUUGAUGAUGGGUACCGGUGGAGGAAAUAUGGGCAGAAAGUAGUUAAGGGAAAUCCCAAUCCAAGGAGCUACUACAAAUGUACAACAAUUGGCUGUCCGGUGAGAAAACAUGUUGAGCGAGCAUCCCAUGAUUUGAGGGCUGUGAUCACAACUUACGAAGGGAAACAUAACCAUGAUGUUCCUGCAGCACGUGGGAGCGGCUAUGCAAUAAAUAGACCUCCCACAGCAAGCAACAGCAAUGCUCCUAUGGCCAUGCCUAUAAGGCCUUCUGCUGUCCCCAGUCAGCCUAGCAACACAAGUUACCCAAACUCCAUUCAGACAAGAUUGCCAACAUCAGGAAGCCAAAUUCCAGUUACCUUGGAAAUGCUGCAGAACACAGGUGACUUUGGAUUCUCAGGAAAGCCCAUUGGCUCCUACAUGAGCCAAGCACAAUUCUCUGAAGGGGCAUUUGCUAGAGCUAAGGACGAACCAAGGGAUGAUUCAUGUCUUGAUGGAUUCCUGUCUUGGAAGUGAAACAACUAACCUUAGCAGCACAUCAACAAAGUAGAUGUUUAUCAAUUAGCUUUACUUGUUUUUAUUGUAUAUCUAUAUAGUUACCUGGUUAUGUAGGUUUUUGUGACUUGUACACAAAUUAAUGCAUUUAUUCAUUUGUUUCGGGGCCUGAUGAACAAUGCCUCACUUCAACUUUCUGGCAGAUUGUAAGAGUAGAAAGAAGAAAAUGGAUUUCGGUGGUUAAUAAAGAAUUUCUUCAACUUUAGCAUGAA